ACAAAAAAAACAAACACUUCACAAGUUAAGAAACACCCAAAAAACAAAAAAAUGCAGCAUUUGAAGUACUAUAUUGUCUGUCUCUUCCAUGCCCUUCUCCUUGUCGCCAAAACCCGGGCCAAGGUUCCCGCAAUCAUCGUGUUCGGGGACUCCUCGGUUGAUGCCGGAAACAAUAACUACAUCCCCACGAUUGCCAGGAGCAACUUCGAGCCCUACGGUCGGGAUUUCGCUGGCGGGCGCCCCACUGGGCGGUUCUCGAAUGGGAAGAUCCCGACGGAUUUCAUCGCCGAGGCGUUCCACAUCAAGCCGAGCAUACCUGCGUACUUGGACCCGGCAUACAACAUUUCUGAUUUUGCAACUGGGGUGAGCUUUGCCUCUGCUGGGACUGGCUAUGACAAUGCCACGUCCGAUGUUCUGUCAGUGAUACCCCUAUGGAAGGAACUUGAGUACUACAAGGAAUACCAGAGGAAGCUCCGAGCACACCUCGGCAAUGCCGCGGCAAACAAGGUAAUCUCCGAGGCAGUGUACAUGAUCAGCAUGGGAACCAACGACUUCCUCGAGAACUACUACGCGAUCCCGGGGGGCCGCCAGUCCCAGUUCAGCAUAGGGCAAUAUGAGGACUUCCUGGUCAGGAUCGCGUAUUUGUUCCUGAAGGAGUUGCACGGGCUCGGGGCCCGCAAGAUCUCCCUCGGCGGGCUGCCUCCAAUGGGCUGCCUCCCGCUUGAGCGGACCACGAACUUCAUGCUCCAGAACGAUUGCAUUGAGAGUUAUAAUGACUUGGCGUUGGAAUUCAAUGGGAAGCUGAAGGGUAUGGUGAUGAAGCUCAACAAGGAGCUGCCCGGGGUCAAGUUGGUCUUUUCCAAUCCGUACUACAUUUUCAUGCACAUCAUCCGGAGACCUCUCUCCCACGGAUUCGAGGUCGCAUCAGUAGCGUGCUGUUCCACAGGGAUGUUCGAGAUGGGUUACGCCUGCAGCCGGAAUAAUCCAUUCACCUGUCAAGAUGCGAACAAAUACGUGUUCUGGGAUGCUUUUCACCCGACCGAGAAGACGAGUCAUAUCAUUGCCGAUUACCUGAUGAAAACCACUCUUGCGCAGUUCCGUUCAUAAAUAUAUACGAGUCAUCUUUAGUAUAUUGUGGCUGGUUAAGUUGGGGCGUGCGGUUUAUUCUAGAUGAAUUCUUAUUAGGUUGUCGAUUAUUAUAUAGUAUGCAAUAUAUGGAGUGUACGCAUGUAAUAUAUAUCGACUGUCGUGUUAGCCGUUUGAUCAUAAUUUUGUUAUCACCGCGGGUAUGAACUCCAUCUCAUUGUCAUUAUAUAUGUAUGUUUCGAUGUUUGUUUAUAAAUAUGUGUGUAUAUAUAGACGGAUUAGAUGCAUAA
This is a messenger RNA of Punica granatum (pomegranate), 1376 nucleotides long. Lineage: Eukaryota; Viridiplantae; Streptophyta; Magnoliopsida; Myrtales; Lythraceae. The record is from RefSeq and is a predicted model, not a curated record.